AUGAUUUCUAGUGGAUCUGCUGGUAGGUUUAUAUUCGUAAUAUUGUUGCUAUUAAGUUUAGGUAUCGAAAGUCAUGAAUAUACAAACACCGACUCGAAACAGACGAAAGGCAAAGGGAAAAGAUGGGCAGUUCUAAUUGCCGGGUCGAGUGGCUACGAAAACUACAGACAUCAAGCUGAUAUAUGUCAUGCAUAUCAAAUAUUAAAGAGUGGUGGAUUGGAUGAUAAGAACAUCAUAGUUUUCAUGUAUGAUGAUAUUGCAUUCAGCCAAGAAAAUCCAAGGCCUGGAAUUGUCAUUAACAACCCUCUUGGUAAAGAUGUUUAUCAUGGAGUUCCCAAGGAUUAUACAGGAGAUGAUGUCAAUUCCAAUAACUUUUUUGCUGUAAUCCUUGGAAACAAGACUGCUCUUACUGGUGGUAGUGGUAAGGUUGUAGACAGUGGCCCAGAUGAUCAUAUUUUCAUAUACUAUGCUGAUCAUGGAUCUCCUGGAUAUCUGGGGAUGCCUAGUUAUGAAGAUGAAGUCACAGCAAAAGAUUUCAUACAUGUGCUGAAGAAGAAGCACGAAGCUAAGAGUUACAAGAAGAUGGUAAUUUACGUGGAAGCUUGUGAAUCUGGAAGCAUUUUUGAUGGUCUUCUUCCAGACAAUAUGAAUAUAUAUGCAGUGACAGCAGCAAAUCCAAAUGAAAGCAGCUGGGGAUAUUACUGUCCAGGAGAUACUCCAGAUAUUCCUCCUGAAUAUGAUACCUGUUUGGGAGAUUUAUUCAGUAUUUCCUGGAUGGAAGAUAGUGAUAUGCAUGAUGUCAGUAAAGAAACUCUCAAAGAACAAUACAAAGUGGUGAAGAAUAGAACAGCAACAACAAAUAAAGAGAUGGGUUCUCAUGUCAUGCAGUAUGGAAGCUUGGAUAUUGCAAAUGAUUUUCUCUCUGGUUAUUUAGGAGAAAAUUAUCCCGUAAAACAUAAGCCUCCUCAAAUAUUCUCUCAUUCUACGAGACUUGUCUCUCAAUAUGAUGCUGAAUUACUCCAUUUCCAGCACGAGUUUCUUAAAGCUCCAAAAAACUCUGAAGCAAGAAACGAAGCUCGAAAGAAACUCCAGGAUGAAAUUUUUUACAGAAAGCAAAUCGAUUACAGCAUUAAACAAAUUGCAAUGCUUUUGCUCGGUGAAGAAGAUGGUCCUAAAAUGUUGACUUUGACUCAACCAGCCGGGCACCCUCUUGUCCAAGAUUGGGACUGCUUUAAAACACUGAUAAAGAGUUUGAAGAAGAACUGUGGAUGGUCCUCAUCGUCAUCAAGAUAUGGAAUGAAGUAUACAAGAGUGGUAGCAAAUAUUUGCAAUGCAGGCAUAAACAUGGAGCAUGCAGAUUUAGUCAUGGGACAAGCAUUUUCUAUGAAAUUUAAUACAACUUCUAUUAAAUAUUAA
This is a messenger RNA of Carica papaya (papaya), 1416 nucleotides long. RefSeq names its product delta vacuolar processing enzyme (gene DELTA-VPE). Gene Ontology annotation, molecular function: cysteine-type endopeptidase activity. Gene Ontology annotation, biological process: vacuolar protein processing. The record is from RefSeq and is a predicted model, not a curated record. Lineage: Eukaryota; Viridiplantae; Streptophyta; Magnoliopsida; Brassicales; Caricaceae.